Penicillium daleae is the source of this 1845-nucleotide messenger RNA. It is a transcript of the gene kexA, whose product is annotated as serine-type carboxypeptidase kexA. Gene Ontology annotation, biological process: proteolysis; apoptotic process. Gene Ontology annotation, molecular function: serine-type carboxypeptidase activity. The coding region runs from base 1 to 1845 and encodes 614 amino acids. The record is from RefSeq and is a predicted model, not a curated record. NCBI's taxonomy places the organism in Eukaryota, Fungi, Ascomycota, Eurotiomycetes, Eurotiales, Aspergillaceae. The transcript has 3 exons. Gene Ontology annotation, cellular component: trans-Golgi network.
AUGCUCUCGUGGUCCCUAUCCCUGCUGCUAGCCCCGGCGCUGGCAGCAGCCAGCUCCGCGGCUGAUUAUUAUGUGCAUUCGCUGCCUGGUGCUCCAGAAGGCCCCUUGUUGAAGAUGCAUGCUGGGCACAUCGAGGUGGACCCUGAGAACAAUGGCAAUUUGUUCUUUUGGCACUAUCAGAACCGCCACAUUGCGAACCGUCAACGGACCGUUCUUUGGAUAAACGGUGGUCCCGGAUGUAGCUCGAUGGAUGGCGCGUUGAUGGAGGUGGGACCUUAUCGGCUUAAGGAUGACCAUACCUUGGAAUACAAUAAGGGCUCGUGGGACGAGUUUGCCAACUUGCUGUUCGUUGAUCAGCCGAUUGGCACGGGAUUCAGCUACGUGAAUACGGAUAGCUAUAUUCAUGAGCUGGACGAAAUGUCGGCCCAAUUUAUGGUCUUCUUGGAGAAAUUCUUCCAGCUCUUCCCGGAGUAUGAGAGAGACGAUCUCUACAUAGCUGGUGAAUCUUAUGCGGGCAUGUAUAUCCCCCAUAUUGCUACGGCUAUCCAGGCGCGCAACAAGGCCGCCGAGCAAUUAGGAAGGACGAAAUGGCCCUUGAAGGGACUGCUGAUUGGCAAUGGCUGGAUCUCACCCUAUGAUCAGUCUCCCGCUUAUUUUGAGUUCGCUCAACGCAUGGGUCUAAUUAAGGAGGGCACAGAGCCCUACCGCCACCUCGAGGCUAUAAACUCGGUCUGUCUGGCCGCGCUGGAGGACCCCCAUAGCAAGGAUAUGGUCAACAUUCACCAGUGCGAGGAGGUCUUGCAGGCUUUGACCAGACUGACCACUAAGGAUGGCAAAUGCGUCAACACCUAUGACAUUCGCUUACAGGACACAUACCCCGAGUGUGGUAUGAACUGGCCCCCAGACUUGGCCAAUAUUACGCCUUACCUCCGUCGCCAGGACGUGAGACGGGCUUUGAAUGUCAACCCUGCUAAAACGGCUGGCUGGCAGGAGUGUAACGCUGCUGUCAGCCAGACCUUCCACGCCACCCAUUCGACCCCAGGCGUCAAGUUGCUUCCCGCUUUGCUGGAAUCGGACAUCAACGUCCUCCUGUUCAGCGGUGAUCAGGAUCUGAUCUGCAACCAUCUUGGUACAGAGACCCUGAUCCACAACAUGGAGUGGAAGGGUGCCACCGGUUUCGAGACGGACCCGGGCGUCUGGGCUCCGCGCCAUGAUUGGACCUUCGAGGGCGAGCCGGCCGGUAUCUACCAGUACGCGCGUAAUCUAACCUACGUUCUAUUCUACAACUCCAGCCACAUGGUGCCCUUCGACCAGCCCCGCCAGACCCGCGACAUGCUCGACCGCUUCAUGAGGGUCGACAUCGCCAGCAUCGGCGGCCGCCCGACCGACUCUCGCAUCGACGGAGAAAAACUGCCCCAGACUUCCGUCGGUGGUCACCCCAACAGCACCGCCGCCGAGGAACAGGAGCACAAGAAGCUGAAGGAGACCGAACUCCACGCUUAUACCAAGUCCGGCGAGGCUAUCCUCGUCGUCGUCAUCAUUGGUGUUACUAUCUGGGGCUUCUUCAUCUGGCGUUCGCGUCGUGCCCACAGCGGCUACCGCGGUGUCAAGAACCCCGAUAUCCGGGGCGGAUCCGUUCUCGACCGCUUCCAUAAUAAGCGAUCCGCUGCAGAUGUCGAGGCUGGUGAUUUUGAUGAGUCUGAGUUGGAUGCUCUGCAUUCGCCCGGCCUCGAGCGUGACCAUUAUGUUGUUGGCGAGGAUUUGAGUGGGGACGAGGAUGAGGUGCAUCGUCAGACUGGAGGAACUGGAAACCACCGCCAGCCGUCGGCGUCAUCAUCUUCAUGA